AGUUUGCCUGUCGGCAAAUGGGAGUUUUGACGUUAUCUUUUAUUAAAAAACCUAGCUCAAAUCGAAAACACUUCAUAGCAAACUUGAUUUGAUAAGACUCGCAAUAGAGCAGGAAACUUCCGCAGCAGCCACAUAAGCAAAUUCACGUAACAUCUUAAACAAACGCCGAAGCCGAAGCUGAGGCCGGCGUGCAAAGAACAAACACAACAACAAAGACAACUCAGACAAAAGCACUUAUUGACUGCCCACGGACAAUGGGCGCUCUGCGAUACAUGGGCUGGAUAACCGGUUGCUCGGUGUUCACGGCGCUUCUCUCGAUCAUCUGGCAGGCGUUUCUCACCCUGCAGGCGCUGAACAGAACAACCGUACUCCUCACCGGUCUCCUGGCCAUCGAGGGCGGCGUGAAGAAAUCCACCGACGAACCGGCACCCAAGGUAGCCGUAGGCUAUGGCGCCUGCACGGAUCUGCAAAUAAAUGCCACCGAGUUUCUGGAGACCUUCUACAAAAUGCGGGUGCCUGAGCUAAGCACAGACUUUGCGGCGAAGAAUGUGAAAAAUGAAAAUGAGUUUCUUCAAUCAUUUGCUUACUAUUUCAAGAACGGGGCCGCGGCUGAGCGCGUCAUAUCCAACAGCACGCUGUUCAAACAACUGAUAACCAAUGCCAAAAUAAUGGACAAAGAGCGCAUUCAGUGGUAUAUGGGAGGCAACGCCCCAUUGAUGGCAGUGCGCUUUGUCAUAGAGGGAGCGGAUGUGCUUCUAGGCGCACAUAUGUCAAAGAAAUUGCGACCUUUGCUGCCCAAGGAGAUUCGUCUGGCUGGUGAUGAGAUACCUGAUGAUGAUAUACAUCUUAUUCUGGAGUAUAAGGCCGGUGAUAAAUGGGGUCCAUAUGAGGCACCACGUGCCAAUCGUUAUAUAUUGCAUAACGAUAAGAACAAUCCGCAUUUGAGAGCGGUGGAGCAUCUGACGGACGCACUAAAGAAAUAUAAUCCGCAGCUGCUGGUGGUCAGCGGUCUGCAAAUGAUGGACAUGUUCAAGUUCAGUCCAGGUGUGCGUGAGGCACGCUUGCGCCAGGUGCAAUCCCAGCUGACCAGCCAGCCGCCAGGCACAUUGCAACAUUUCGAGCUCGCCAGCUACGUAGAGCUGGAGCUGCUGCAUCAGCUCCGGCAGUAUGUGCUGCCCUAUGUGGACUCCUUGGGCAUGAACGAACAGGAGUUGUCCAAUCUGCGACAGGUGCUGGAGAAUGGACGCACCACACUGGCCACCGACUGGAAUCCACGCAUUGCCAACACCCUGGACCAAAUGCGUCAGGUUUUCAUCAAUCUGCUGGAGGAUUACAAUGUGCGGCACAAGUCGGAUCCGCACAGGCGCAUGUUGUCCAGAAUGCACGUGCACACCCUGGCCUACCAGGCCAUCCUGACCGUAGCCAACUCGAAGUGGAAAAAUACAAGGGCUGCAGCCGCUAAGGCUGCACUGACGGCUCAUCGUUACGUCUGCAAAUCCCAAUUUAUCAAUCCAGAGGCGGUGACUCUUGUUUUGGACGACAGCUUCGCCACAUCAGCUCAAGAGCAAGCGCCUCGAAUGCGCAUCAGCGCAGCCAAUCCUGUGCCUUGCUGGCAGGAGUUUAUACAGUAUGGCGCGGAUCUGCAAAAAAUCGAAGUGGAGAUAUGCGUGGCGCCAGUGCUGAUAUGCCGAGUGGCCAAAAAGACAGCGGGAGCUGGAGAUAAUAUAUCUGCCUCCGGACUAGUGGUCCAAUUGUGAGGCCCUCAAAUGAACUACAAAAAACACAUAAAGCAAAAAAAGGAAAUAUGAGAUGUGAAGCAAUAACGAUGACAACGAUCAUGUUUGGGACCGGCAAGACUGCUUAGUAUUU
Messenger RNA from Drosophila arizonae, 1869 nucleotides. RefSeq names its product ADP-dependent glucokinase. Gene Ontology annotation, cellular component: endoplasmic reticulum. Gene Ontology annotation, molecular function: ADP-specific glucokinase activity. Gene Ontology annotation, biological process: glucose metabolic process. The record is from RefSeq and is a predicted model, not a curated record. Lineage: Eukaryota; Metazoa; Arthropoda; Insecta; Diptera; Drosophilidae.